UUGUGCAAUUUGUUGCUCGGUUGUUGUUUUUUUCAACACGUCAGGUUUUUCAGGAAAAAAAUAUCACACUGAUGAUGUAUAGGUCUCAAAAACUUGUGUAUCAAAUAUGAUACACUUGGCUUUAUAGGGUUAAAGUGUUUGUUACACGGGUGUCACCAUGGGGUCUUAUGGGUUAAGUUGGUGAUUUAGAGCAAGUUUCCAGGUGUGUUUUCAUACUGGAGCAAAGUUUUCACCUAAGUCAUAGUAUCCUUUAGAUAUAUCUGAUUGCAAUGUAGCCAAAAGGUCACGGGAACACAGUGGUCAUUUGUGGGCAUGAUCGUAUUUUUAGGGAUGUGGCAUACUGGCCCGCUGUGACCUUCUCUGAGUCUUGACAUUGCUGGUUACAGUGUAUCUGUUUCACGGCGGUGGAGGCAAACUUCUUGGACUGAUUCAUUUACGCGCCGUAGCGGGAAUAUUACAAAUAAAUUAAAUUAAAUCAAAGCCUUAGUCCUCUCAACUUAAACACCUGAAGUUAUCUGUAAGUUUGAGGUGAAGACACACGUCGCUGUAACACAUUAGACACGCUGACAAAGUUGUUAGGAUGUCCGGUUGGUUUCGCCGCUCCCCCCCUUUUCCCGACAUGAAUGGAACAUCCUGAAAGUGGUUUGGCUCGCGGAGCAGCAGAAGUUGCAACUGACAACAUCGCAGGGGGCAACUUCAUUUCUCCUCUCCACCGUCUGACGGCAAUAAGUUUUAACAUACCGACCAGCUGCGUAUGCCGUUUUAAAAUCACCCCGUCGUCAUUUUCUCACUCUAAAGCAAUGUUCAUUUUGAUUUUUUCCUAUUUGUUUUGAGGCAACACACUAAAAAAACGCGACUUGAAGUAGCAGGCUUCUGGUUUUUUUGGGAAUGCUUCCUCAGUCUGCCAGUAAAGAGCAGAGAGUGACAGUCCUAUCUGUCAAUUCACACCUGAAGACAUGUUGUCCUGGACUCUGGCUGACUGGAAGGUGCUGCUGCUGACUGUGCUGCUAUGGGACAGCGUCUGUGCUUUGGGGGGACUGAAACCCACGAGAUCGCCGCUGUAUUCACAAAAGCCUCUGCUCCUGGCUUGGAACGCCCCAACCGAGGACUGUGGCCCACGGCAUGGUAUCCGCUUUCAGCUGGACUUGUUCCAGAUCGUGGCCUCACCCAAUGAGGGCUUUGUCAAGCAGAACCUCACCAUCUUCUACAAGGAACGACUGGGCUUGUACCCCCACUUUACAGAAGAUGAAACGGCGGUGAACGGGGGGCUGCCGCAGGUGGCCAGUCUCACGCAGCACCUGGACAAGAUGCCCGAGGGAGUGAAGAAGUACAUACGGGAACCAGGGGCUAAAGGUCUGGCGGUUAUUGACUGGGAGGAGUGGCGCCCGCUCUGGAUACGUAACUGGGAAAGAAAAGAUGUUUACCGGAAGCAUUCUCGCGAGUUGGUGCGUCAGAAGAAUCCAACAUGGCCGCCAGAGCAGGUGGGCAGGGUGGCCCAGCAGGAGUUCGAGUUGUCCGCCAGGAACUACAUGCUGGAGACGCUGAGGCGGGCCAAGUUCCUGAGGCCCAACCAGCUGUGGGGGUUCUACCUGUUCCCAGACUGCUACAACCACGACUACAGGCGCACCCUGGAGAACUACACCGGGCGGUGUCCUGACGUGGAGGUGGCCCGCAACGAGCAGCUGAAGUGGUUGUGGACGGAGAGCACGGCCCUCUUCCCCUCCAUCUACAUCUCCCCGGUGCUGCGCUCCUCAAACUCUGGACGCCAGUUUGUCCGGAACAGAGUGAAGGAGGCGAUGCGGUUGGCGUCAUCAGGAGACGGGUUGGCACGUCCUGUCUUUGUCUACACCCGGCCCACCUACAUCGACUCCCUGGAACAGCUGACGGAGACUGACCUGGUGUCCACCAUCGGGGAGAGCGUGGCGCUGGGAGCAGCUGGGAUCAUCAUGUGGGGCGAUGCAGCUUAUACCGGCAGCAAAAACAGCUGCUCCGACCUGGACUCCUAUCUGCGGGGUGCGCUGGGUCAAUACCUCCUCAACGUCUCCACGGCAGCAGAGCUAUGCAGCCAGACCUUGUGCGGUUCUCACGGCCGCUGUCUGCGCAAAACCCCAGACAGCGAUGUUUACUUGCACCUGAACCCCCUCAGCCACGCCAUCGCCAUGCAGGGCGGCAAGCCCACGGUCAGCGGCGAGCUCGGGGAAGAAGAGAAGACGAGUUUUCAGACAGAGUUUCAGUGCCAGUACUACAGCGGCUACCAGAAGGACAGCAGCAAUAACACAGACGCUGAACACCAAAGAGGGGCGGCAUCUCAAAUCAUGGCGUCACCAUGGCAACGUGUCAUCUUACUGAUUGUCUCUCUGCUCCUCGUCUUAAAUACACCGUAAAUAUUGUUAGACAAGGCUGCAUUUUUAUACACUACCGGUCAAAAGUUUUAGAACACCCCAAUUUUUCCAGUUUUUUAUUGAAAUUCAAGCAGUUCAAGUCAAAUGAACAGCUUGAAAGGGUACAAAGGUAAGUGGUGAACUGCCAGAGGUAAAUAAAAAAAGGUAAGGUUAACCAAAACUGAAAAAUAAUGUACAUUUCAGAAUUAUACAAGUAGGCCUUUUUCAGGGAACAAGAAAUGGGUUAACAACUUAACUCUAUGGAGUCUUGGGCUAUUUUGUCCAUUUUUGAAUUCUUUUCAUGUCUUUGUAAGUCAUUUUGUGUCUUUUUUUUUUGUCAUUUUGUGUCUUUUUUUUGUCAUUU
Centropristis striata (black sea bass) is the source of this 2745-nucleotide messenger RNA. It is a transcript of the gene hyal2a, whose product is annotated as hyaluronidase 2a. Gene Ontology annotation, molecular function: hyaluronoglucuronidase activity; hyalurononglucosaminidase activity. Lineage: Eukaryota; Metazoa; Chordata; Actinopteri; Perciformes; Serranidae. The transcript is spliced from 4 exons. The record is from RefSeq and is a predicted model, not a curated record. Bases 957 to 2384 code for a protein of 475 amino acids. Gene Ontology annotation, biological process: carbohydrate metabolic process; hyaluronan catabolic process.